GCGUCCUUCCGUGUGGGGCGUGGACGCGUCCUGCCAUGAGCGCGCAGUGCGCGGACAGCAGGCGCAACAGAGAGGACUCUGCGCCUGUCCGACUCAAAAAAUUAAACUAAAUUUAAAAAAUGGGUAUAGAAAAGGAAAAAUUGGAGACCAGUGUUAUUAUGGAUGAGGACGAAUUCAAUAAAUCGAUUGAACCCAUUGGAAAGAAAACGAAUACGUACACACCGGCACCGGAGAGGGACCCUAACAAUAUUAACACAUACCUAAAGGUUGGCUUUGAAGACGUCAUUGCUGAGCCUAUCUCCACGCACAGUUUUGACAGAGUCUGGAUUGGCAGUCAUGCCGUGUUCGAGCUGAUAAAAUAUGUCUUCUACCGGAUCCUCACAACGUUUCUGGCUGUUCCAAUGGCAUUUGUUUUUGGGAUUGUUUUUGGGAUUCUCAGCUGUAUACAUAUUUGGGUGGUGAUGCCUGUGGUCCAGGGUUGCAUGAUGACUUUGCCCCCCAUCCAGGUGAUCUGGACCAGCUUGAUGGACAUAUUUAUAGGGCCUCUUUUCUUCAGCAUUGGAAGAUGCUUGCUGUCAAUCAAUGUCAACAUUGUGCAAAACUGAGACGUCUUUGGUGAAUGUAAGCACACUCUACACUGAAGUGUUGUAUGGUAACAGCAAAUUACCAUUCAGCUUGAAAGCCGGAGCUGGGUUAUGCAAAAGUUGUAAUCUAUCACACCUGAUACCACUCUAUGUGACUAUCCAUCUCACUAUUAGGUCUGUGUGUGUGUGUGUGUGUGUGUGUGUGUGUGUGUGUGUGUGUGUGUGUGUGUGUGUGUGUGUGUGUGUGUGUGUGUGUGUGUUUUUUCUUGGAUAAAGGCCUCCUUAUUAAGGGUUAUUACCACAAAGGAUUGUCUAUGCUUUACUUCUGAAACACAGAGAAGGGAAAUCAUUUUCUUAUAUUUCAUUACACAACUGCAAUAUUCAUUCCGUUGUUAAGCCACUGACAAAUAAACUCCUAAUGGGUGAUGUCAGUGUGAAUAUGCUUCCUGAGUACUGUUAUGUAAGUGUGAUUAAGCGUUUGUGUUAUACAUAAAGAGAUUUUUACCUUAAGAUUAAGAUAUUGUGCAAUUGCAAUAAGUGCAUGAUGUGCUAAAGAGUAGCAAUAAUAAAAAAUUAUGCAACUACUUUCAAUAGGGCUGUAGUGGUUCUAAGUUAAUAUUUAUAUUCUUAAGUGGACAGGUUUUAAUCAAAACAAGAUAAUGUUGUUGGGAUUUGUAUGAUAUUAGCAGGGCUACUCAGAUCUCACACAGAAUUUCAGUGUACAAACUAUGAUUUUCCAGGUACAUUCUGCACAAAUAUAACACAUUCUCUGUGUGUUCUUUUUAUAAUGAUUUUCAUAUAAACUGUUCAAAAUGGUGAUUAGUUUGCCUGCAAAGUUGCUUUUUACAUGCUGUUUGCCAUCAAUUGUGCUUUGUUAAUGGCUCCACCGAGUAAAUGGAAUAUUUGAGUGUGUAGUGGAACAUUAGAAGCUCAGGUGCCUUUUCCUUGCCCCCUGUUGAAUGAUGUCAUGUAGCAAACAUGCUGAACACAACUCAGCUUAUUAAAGACCCCAACUAAAUGGCUCUCAGUUCACCAAAUAAAAAAAAUAUUUUUUGUAACUUGAAGAUGUGUUUUCUCU
Molecule: messenger RNA, 1662 nt
Organism: Xyrauchen texanus (razorback sucker)
Lineage: Eukaryota; Metazoa; Chordata; Actinopteri; Cypriniformes; Catostomidae
Product: caveolin-2-like
Exons: 3
Coding region: 120-605 (161 amino acids)
Biological process (GO): positive regulation of MAPK cascade; insulin receptor signaling pathway; caveola assembly
Cellular component (GO): Golgi apparatus; perinuclear region of cytoplasm; caveola
Molecular function (GO): molecular adaptor activity; protein kinase binding
Source: RefSeq, a predicted model, not a curated record